AUGCCGCAACCAACUCUCACCGCAGACUACAAGUCCCCAGCGACCUCCACGGCCGACAAGUCUUCAUACCUCAAGGCUCUGCGCGCCUCUGUCGCCGACACCCAAGACACUAUCAACAAAGAGCUCACAGCGCGAAUGGAGCAGGACAAGGCGAGGGAUGCCGCGGCUGAGGCCAAAGAGGAAGAGAACUAUGGCGAGGAGGUGCAAGAAGAGGAGGACUGA
This is a messenger RNA of Fusarium oxysporum Fo47, 222 nucleotides long. RefSeq lists its product as uncharacterized. NCBI's taxonomy places the organism in Eukaryota, Fungi, Ascomycota, Sordariomycetes, Hypocreales, Nectriaceae. Bases 1 to 222 code for a protein of 73 amino acids. The record is from RefSeq and is a predicted model, not a curated record. The transcript is spliced from 2 exons.